Globicephala melas (long-finned pilot whale) is the source of this 1384-nucleotide messenger RNA. RefSeq names its product mitochondrial ribosomal protein S7 (gene MRPS7). Gene Ontology annotation, molecular function: structural constituent of ribosome; mRNA binding; rRNA binding. Lineage: Eukaryota; Metazoa; Chordata; Mammalia; Artiodactyla; Delphinidae. Gene Ontology annotation, biological process: ribosomal small subunit assembly; translation. Gene Ontology annotation, cellular component: mitochondrial small ribosomal subunit; ribosome. The record is from RefSeq and is a predicted model, not a curated record.
UGCACAGGGGCCUGAGAUUACCGAGCGCCGCCACCGAGGGUGGCGCCAGGCUGCGACGGAUAAUGGGAGAGCGAAUGUUUCCUUUCGACUCUUCGCUUUAGACCUCGGAGUGAGAGGCUCUUAAGGCUCAGAUUAAUAGGGUGAUGCACAGCGUUAGGACCCUUUAGAGCCUUUUCCCCGUCUUCCGUCACUCGCUCAGGCACGCCGAGGGCAGCCUCUCUAGGGUCCUCGUGGCCAGCCAAGAUGGCUGCCUCCGCGGUGACGGCUGUGCGAGGGUGGUCGGGCUUGCUGCUGGGCGUGCGGAGUGUUGUCCUGAGGCUUCCAGGGCUAACCCAGGUGAGGUGGAGCCGCUAUGGUCCUGAAUACCAGGAUCCCCAGAUUGACAAGGGAUAUUUCCGCAAGCCCCUGGCCGCGCUGACUGAAGAGGAAAAGUAUGAGAGGGAGCUCAGGAAGACUCAGGUUAUCAAAGCUGCCCCUGCGACGAGAACAAGCUCUGUGUUUGAAGACCCAGUGAUCAGUAAAUUCACCAACAUGAUGAUGAAAGGAGGAAACAAAAUACUGGCCAGAUCCCUCAUGACACAGACUCUGGAAGCUGUGAAAAGGAAACAGUUUGAGAAGUACCACACUGCUUCUGCUGAGGAACAGGCAACCAUUGAACGCAACCCUUACACCAUCUUCCACCAAGCACUGAAAAACUGUGAGCCUGUGAUUGGGCUGGUGUCCAUCCUCAAGGGUGGCCAUUUCUAUCAGGUCCCUGUGCCGCUAGCCGACCAGCGUCGCCGCUUCCUGGCCAUGAAGUGGAUGAUUACUGAGUGUCGGGAGAAGAAGCACCGGCGGAUGCUGAUGCCGGAGAAGCUGUCCCAGGAGCUGCUGGAGGCUUUUCACAACCGGGGCCCUGUGAUCAAGAGAAAGCACGACAUGCACAAGAUGGCCGAGGCCAACCGCGCGCUGGCCCACUACCGCUGGUGGUGACGGGCGGGCGGAGGAGCCGGGAGGAGCCCAGCACGCUGCUGUAGAAGCGGCAUGCGCCACCGCCAUGUUGCAAAAUACCUGUGGGUCAAGCGUAUACUUGCCUGUCAGGGGCAGGCGGGCCUCUUAAGAAGGAUGCAGCAGCAUGUUUAUUGCUUGUUAGUCCUUUCUCUGGGGGCUAGAACUCACUCUCCCUGCCCCAUCUCCUUGCAAAGAGGGGACAUAUCAACUUAGAUUUUCCCCAAGAAACUUAGGGCUCAUCCAGCCCCUCUCUUCCUUCAGCUUGGGGUGGACCUUUGGGUGAUACGAAAGGAAGCAGUUUUAGUAUCAGGAAAAGUUUAUUAGAAAAUUCUCAUCCUGAGCUGGUGUAGCAUGUGAUGUGGUAUUGCCAUUCAUUAAAACCAACCGGAGGAAA